GUACGUCAGGCGCGACGUCACUUGAACGCGCGACAACACGCAGAGAGAUGCAGCAGAGGCUAGUUAGCAAAUACUAACCCCAUAUAUUAAACAGUGUUCCGUUUCAGAGGGAGGAAACGAGCUGAAGAUCAUUUAAGAAGCCUGGAUAGUGAAAACGGACACUGACGAUAUCAGUUAAAGUGUUGUCAGGAUCAGUGAGGGAUAAAAACAGUUAUAAUAUAACAGAUCUGAUAAAACCGUCAGAGCAUCUCUCACCUGGACACAAUGGCACUCCCGGAAGUGGAGAACACAAACGGAGACGAUGGGGCAGGAGAAUCCGAGGUCAUGUCCAGUACAAAUCUGCUGUCUGGGUUCACUGACAGCACCGAGGUCCGAGGCCUGAUCUCCAGGCUGGUGGAGCUGCAGGAGAACCGCGCGGCCCAGGAGAACGCCGUGGAGAGAUUCGUGUAUAUAAUGGACCACUAUCAAGAGCAGCCACAUCUUCUAGACCCCCACCUUGAGUGGAUGUUGAACAUGCUGCUGGAAUUCAUCCGGAGCGAGACGUCUUCCCCAUCGCUCGUCCACCUCAGCUUUAAAUUCCUCUACAUCAUCUCAAAGGUCCGAGGCUACAAAGUCUUCAUGCAGCUUUUCCCUCACGAGGUGUCAGACAUGCAGCCAGUGCUGGAUCUCCUCUGCAGGCAGGACCCCAAAGACGCCACGACGUGGGAAACGCGCUACAUGCUCCUGAUCUGGCUUUCCAUGACGUGCCUCAUCCCAUUCGACCUCUCGCGUCUGGACGGCCAUCUGAACUCCGAGCCCGAGCAGAACAGAGAGCCGAUAAUGGACCGCAUCCUCUCCGUUGCCAAGUCCUACCUUCAAGUCUGUGAUAAAUCCAGAGACGGCGCCUCGGUGCUCGUAUCAAAGUUCGUGACACGGCCGGACGUGAAGCAGAAGAGACUGGGAGAUUUCAUGGACUGGAGUCUCAGCAUCAUUUCCCAGUCCUGUGACCUGAGAGUUUCGGUUCACCAGUCCACCAUGGCACUGGAUGGAGUUCUACAGUCUCUGGCUCAGCUUUUCAAGCACGGGAAGCGAGAGGACUUGCUGCAGUAUGCCCCCACAGUGCUGCAGUACCUGGACCAGAAGAAGAUAGCGGAGAGUAAUCAGACCAUGCUGAGGAAGCUGGCCGUGAAGGUGGUGCAGAGACUCGGCCUCACCUUUCUCAAGCCGCGCCUGGCCAGUUGGAGAUACCAGAGAGGAAGCCGGUCUCUGGCGAUAAACCUGGCUCAGUCUGAGGCUACAGGAAAGGUUCUGGAUGUAAAACCCGACCUGGAGUCCAUCAGCCCAGAGGAGGACUACGACAUUCCCGAGGAGGUGGAGAAUGUCAUUGAACAGCUGUUGGUCGGUCUAAAAGACAAGGAAGCGAUAGUGCGCUGGUCUGCCGCUAAAGGGACUGGGAGGGUGACUGGUAGGUUGCCCAAGGAGCUGGCUGACGAAGUGGUUGGCUCAGUCCUAGACUGUUUUAGCUUCCAGGAGACGGGGAAUGCAUGGCAUGGGGGUUGCCUCGCUCUAGCCGAACUUGGCCGCAGAGGAUUGCUGCUUCCUUCGCGUCUCCCAGAUGUGGUCCCGCUGAUCCUGAAAGCCCUGGUGUAUGAUGAGAGAAUAGGAACCUGCAGUCUCGGCUCUGACGUCCGAGACGCCGCGUGUUACGUGUGCUGGGCGUUCGCCCGUGCUUACGACCCCAAAGAGCUGGAGCCUUAUGUCAAUCAAAUCGCCAGCGCUCUGGUCAUCGUCACGCUCUUCGACCGCAACACCAGCUGCAGGAAAGCCGCUUCGGCUGCUUUCCAAGAAAAUGUCGGCAGGCAGGGCACGUUCCCACACGGUAUCGACAUCCUGACAGCCGCAGACCUCUUCGCCGUCGGGAACCUGAACAACUGCUACCUGACCAUCAGUGUGUAUGUCGCAGGGUUUGAGGAGUACACCACGCCCAUGAUUGACCACCUGCUGACCAGGAAGAUCAACCACUGGGACGGGGCGAUCCGAGAGCUGGCCUCCAGAGCGCUGCACAACCUCACACCUCAGGCUCCGGAUUAUAUGACCAACACAGUUCUUCCACAGCUGUUGCCGAUGGCAACAGGGAUGGACAUGCAAGGUCGCCACGGAGCGAUAUUAGCCUGUGCCGAGAUCACACACGCCCUCUAUAAACUCGCCGCUCAGAGUGACAGACCAGUCACUGACUUCCUGUCUUCAGAAUCCAUCGAGGGUCUCAAAGCCAUUCAUCAAACGCUCUCAAACAGGAAGCAGUACAGGGGGUUUGGUGGAGAGUUGAUGAGACCUGCAGUGUGUCUCCUCAUUGAGAAACUCUCACUCUCCAGAAUGCCUUUUAAGGACGACCCGGUCAUCAACGGCUGGCAGUCGCUCAUAGAUGACAGUCUGAACGCCAAGCAGAGCAUCCAGGAGGCAGCGGUCUCGGCUCUGGCGGCUCUGUGUCAGCAGUAUUAUCAGAUCCAGCCCGGACUGGCAGACACACACAUGCAGGAACAGUUGAUCAGUCGGUAUUUAAAAGGUCUGAAGAGUUCUGAUGUUCAGAUGCGCUGUGGCUGUGCGUUAGCUUUGGGUUCUCUUCCGGACUUCAUGAUCCGCAACAAACUGCAGCAGGUGUUAGAUGGCCUUCAGGAAGCCUGCAGAAUCACACAGAAGGAACAGGGUUUUCUGGAGGCCAGGAGAGACGCUGCCUCGGCUCUGGCUCGGGUGUGUGUAACCGUAGGAGUGUGUGCCCAGGCCAGUCCAGACAGCGCGGUGUGUGAGGGAAACGUGAGAGGAGUGUAUGAAGCUCUGCUGGAGUGCAUGAACGAUUACACCUCCGACAGCCGAGGAGAUGUGGGCUCCUGGGUCCGUGUUGCCGCCAUGACGGGUUUACAGGAUGUGACGCUCCAGGUCGCAGGCUCCGCCCCUCACCUGCUCUCUCCUUCCAUUUGCCAGUGGAUGAUGUGCUGUAUGGCCCAGCAGGCUGCAGAGAAGAUCGACAGUUGCAGAGCUCACGCCGGAGCCGCAUUCCUCCGCCUGCUCCACAGCACCGAGCCCGCAGUUCCUCACAUCCCCCACCAGGAGGAGCUGCUCAACAUCUUCCCUCUUGACAGUGUGAAGUCUCUGAACUGGAGCGCUGCGUCUCAGGCCUUUCCUCACAUCACGCAGCUCCUGAAGCUCCCAGUGUUCCGUUACCACACACUCCUGGGCCUGGCCAUGUCUGUGGGCGGUCUCACCGAGUCCACGGUACGAUACUCCUCCCACUCUCUGUUCGAACAUCUGAAGAGCAUCCAGCAGGACGAGGCGGAGAUGCAGCAGUUUGGAGACACGUUUCUGCUCAUCUUCAGAGAUAAUCUGCACAAUAACCGUGUGUCAGUUCCUGUUCUGAAGAUGUUGGACCAGAUGUUAGGCAACGGCUGCUUCGAGAUCUUCAUCCAUCAGGACAGUCACCCGUUCUGUGUGGAGCUGUUGUCUCUGUGUAAGGAGGAGAUUAAGAAGUCAAUGGACACUAAGAAGUUGCGCUCUUGCAUCUCAGUGUACUGCGGCCUGAUCCAGUUUGAGGGAGACGUAAGGAAGAAGGUUCUGGUGCAGCUGAUGUUACUGCUGGGUCACCCUUACCCUGUGAUCAGGAAGACCACGGCUGCUCAGAUGUAUGAGAUGCUGCUGACGUACGAUGACGUAGUUGAUGCGGCGGUGCUUGAUGAUGUCAUGACUGUGCUGAGUGACUCUAACUGGGAGAGUGAGCUGAGUGUGGUGCGGACCUACAGAAACCAGCUGUGCGAUUGGUUAGGAGUGCCACGGCCCAGCUUGGUAGCCAAGAGUCCUGCAUGAGGCUGACAGCUGAGAAGAGACGGGAAAGUGUGUGCGCAGGUCCACUUCCUGUUUAUCAGCUGUUUUCAUUCCACAUUAAACAAACACCAAGAAUCUUCUCUCUUCCCUGUUCUGAGACGUUACCUUAAUAAACGUUUACGCGUCUGAUCUUCGGGGGUCGUGUCACCAUUCUUGUGUGAUUCUUUUCAAAUGUGAAAGAAUUUUACUGUAUUGUUUUUCUUUUAGCUUAAGUUGAGGUCAGUUCCAGCAUUAUGGAUGUG
Messenger RNA from Hemibagrus wyckioides, 4094 nucleotides. RefSeq names its product tubulin folding cofactor D (gene tbcd). Gene Ontology annotation, cellular component: lateral plasma membrane. NCBI's taxonomy places the organism in Eukaryota, Metazoa, Chordata, Actinopteri, Siluriformes, Bagridae. The coding region runs from base 265 to 3834 and encodes 1189 amino acids. The transcript is spliced from 39 exons. The record is from RefSeq and is a predicted model, not a curated record. Gene Ontology annotation, biological process: bicellular tight junction assembly; adherens junction assembly; tubulin complex assembly. Gene Ontology annotation, molecular function: GTPase activator activity; beta-tubulin binding.